Messenger RNA from Schistosoma rodhaini, 5168 nucleotides. The record is from the annotation of a GenBank genome assembly. Lineage: Eukaryota; Metazoa; Platyhelminthes; Trematoda; Strigeidida; Schistosomatidae.
GACUCAUCGCUUACUUCAGAGUACAUACGACUUGUCCUUGUGCGCACAAAGCGCUUCCUUUGUGUCCUGAGGCGAUCAGGGGUUAUUCUGAUCUUCAAUGACACGUGAUUACCAAUGCCAGAUAACAAAUGUGACGAAUCAUUUGCUCAAAAUAACAGUGAUACUGUGAAGUCAACUCGUCCUUUGCAUGUGAUUACACAAUAUGCGAGAGCGGAUGUUUCUGAAAUGCAUUCGCCUGGCAGACCGACCAGUUUAGGACUAUGUUUAACAAACGCUUCCAAUCUUACAGAUCUCAAGAGCUGUUCCUUAUCGCUUCGUAAUGUUGUAUCUCAAGAAGUUUGUUACCAACCAUGGACCGUCCGAGCUGUAGACACAUCGGAGUUUGAGAAGCUCCUAGGACAUCUUGGCAAUAAUGGUUCUACACCAGUAACUCCAACCAGCUUUUUAAACCCAAACAAUAUAACAGAGGAUCAGGAGUUGUUUGCAGAUUUUUAAAUAAUGUCAAAACAUCAUCGAGCCAAAUCAAGCAGUACCAACAUUUACGACAUAAAUUACUACUAAAUUAUUACUAGUAUAUUAAUGCUCAAAGUUACCGGUUAAUGUAUUUUACUUAUUCUUCUAGCAAUUUUUCUCGAACUUUGAACAAAGUUAAAGCUGAACAAGAGGGAUGGACAAUAAUUCCAAAUUCAUCAUCUUUCGAUAGUGUUAUUACUGAAUCAACAAGCUCUUCCUUUGAAAAGCAAGUCGAGUCAAACCGAAAUAUUUCCAUAUCUUUUAUGGAGAGUUACUCUACCGGUGCUGAAACUUUAAAUUCCAUAAAGUCAGAAAGCGAUCAAAUAAAUCCACCCGUACACGUUUCCGACCCAAUGAAAAUAAAUUCACCAAAUUUAACCGAUGAACCACUGGUAUUACUAAGCGGUACGUCAAAUGAAAAUCGUACGGGACCCCAAUCCGGUGUCAAUUCAAUACGAAAACAUAUCGCAAGUUCCAAAUGCAGCUCCUCAACCUCUGAUCCAUUCCAAGAAAACUUUUAUUCCAAUAUCCUAUCAAUUUCUAAUUCAAAUCCUAAUAAUAUCCAUAGGACAAAUACAGAAAUCCAUUGGGUGGCUAGUCUGCCUACUAUUUCAUCUAUUGCUAGUGGGUUAAAACAAGCUGUUGCAGAUCGUAGUUGCGGUUCUACAGAUUUCUGUUCAAAUUUAGACUCACUUUCUUCGGAAUCACGCUUUACAAAUUCAGUUUAUCCUCAUGAUAGUAUGGGAUCUCAUAGAAUAGCAGAAAAUGUUUUGACAUCAACUGAAAAUAUUUUAUGUAAUAAUGAUAAUAACGACCCAGUUCAUUGUAGAUUAUCACAGAAAUUACCACUUUUAACCCCGUGUACUCCUGAACAACAGGCUUCUGAUAUACUUGUUCAUUACGCUAUUCAAGAGAAUCACAAUGCUGUUCAGAUGAACGGUUCAUGCAGUGAAGGCCUUGGUGAUGACAUGGUAGCAUCAUCAUCUAGUUCAAGAUUGUGUGCCAAUGAUUCAUCUGAUUUCGGGAUAAGAAAUGCUCUCAAUGAACUAUAUUCUUCUGUUCGUCCAACUCUAUCUAAUGUUGGGGAGUGUAGAAUUUUAACACCUGUUUUAUCAUCAAUUCCUGAAUCAACAUCAACUGAUGGUAAUCCAUGUAGUGAAAGUACACAAAAACCUCCUGCUCAUAUUUAUGUUAGCUGUCAGUCGACUACACCUCGAGAUAGUUCAAAUCACCUGUUAGAUAAUCAUUUGAACCCAACUUCCAUCGCUAGUCAGUCACCUGGCUCUUCAGGUAUUCAUAACAGUGACAGCAUGUUAAACAGAAAUGAUAUCUGCCUAUCGCGUCCACCGGAGUCUCAUACCAAUGGAAAUUUACACAGUCAACAGUUCGAUGGAAUGUAUUGUACACUUGGUAACCACUUUUCUGAUAAGUCAUUGUUACUCCAAUCAAACAGUAGAUUUACAACGACCAGUCAUUUAAUUCCAUGUACUAAUUCUGUAUGUGAUUCCUUUCUAGAUACUCAUAUGUUACAAAGUUUGAGGUCACCUGGAAUACUAAGUACUGAUAUAAAGCAGGGGUCUGUUAGUUCUGUGUUUAAUCUCACGCCAAUUUCUUCAUUUUUAUCUGAUGAAAAUAAUGGUGAUCUUGAUCAGAGAAAUAAUUAUUUUCAACAGUUGUCAAAUUCUAAGUCAGAUAAAAUUGAUAUAACUUCAUUUCCUGCAGUAACCAGCUGCUUAAAUCCUUUUCCUGUUGAACCAUUAUCAUUAGUUACUAAUUCAAACUGUCUCAAAAAAUCUAAACGUCAUGGUGCAGGGAAUAAAAAGUCACGUAUGAAUACUUUGAAUACUAAUUCUGGAUUGCCAGUUGUUUGCGAUAGUAGUACAGACAUAAUACCAACCCAAGGUAUGUUUAAUGAUCCAAGUAAAAACAGUGUAAAGCGACCACGUAACUUAACGGGACGCGGAAGCUCAGAUGUGUCUGGUAAAAUUCCUUCUAGUGUUUAUAAUAGUGAGAAUUAUUCAACUGCAAACCAACAAGCAUAUCGCGGAGAUUCUAAUAAGUGUUUUACCGGUAAAGUUGAAUCUUUGGUGAUUGAUGAUGCGGAUGAUAGUAGUAAUCAUUCAGAAUCACUUAGCACAGGAACUCGUCAUGCUGUUGGAGAUAGCACUCCAGUGUCGCCUUCAGAUGAAGUUGAACAGCAUCAUUUAAAAUUGGAAAGAAAGCGUGCUCGUAAUCGUGUUGCUGCACGUCGUUGUCGUGAACGUAAAAUAUCACUUAUCAGAUCGUUAGAAAAUCAAGUAGCUGAACGUGACGCCCAAGUAAGAAAUUUAGAGGAUACACUUGCUCGGUAUAGAGCUGAAAGUGAACAAUUAAGAUUACAUGUAGAAAUGCUAGCUAGCUCAUACCCUAGUUUAAAAGCUGAAUUAUAUCGGUUCCCUUUUCUUUUCCAACCAUCAUCGUCGCAUACUCAACCGCCACCACCUCAACAGCAACAACAAGCUUCUAAUCAAACUACUCCAUUAAAAUCGGAACUUCCCGAUACAUCAUCGUCAAAGCAUUUCACUUGAAAAAGGUUGGAUAAUUACAACUAACAAUACCGUUGAUAUAUUUUUAUAGUUCCUAUGACACAAAGUUGUAAGACUUCUUUUUACUCCGCUUGUUUGUUUUUGUUACGACAUUUUAGUCUACAAGCCAUAUUUUCUCACUUUUCGUUUUUUCAUAAUGAUUCCUAUACUUUUUAAUUUUUUUAAAGAAAAAUGCUAUUUUUAGGUUCUAAUGAUGAACGAACCACAUGUAUACAUACGUACAUCAUACUUUUCUACAAAUCAUUUCACACAUUUCCUUUCUAUCCUAUGUCUAUUGUCUCCUAGUUGUCUCUGGAAAAUUAUGUGUACUUUUCAGUCUGGUUUUUCAUCUAUUCUAACGUAUUUAAUUCAUUUAAUCCCGCGUUCAUCAUACCAUUUCAUAAUCAUUUAACAAUUAGGAAUGACCUCUUUUACCGGUUAUUAUGUAAUUAUCAUUAUCUUCCAAUCGGUUAAGACCAUAAUUGAUAUUCUGAUGUUGAUAAAUAAAAUCAGCGUCAAUUUGUGCGCCUUUUUUUUAAAAUUUUAUAUCAUCAAUGCUACCAUUAGUAUUAUUACAUCAGACUGGGGAGUGUUUUUUAUAACAGAUUUAAAUUGUUUUACAGGUAUUAUUUUCGAAAAAUCAAUUUUUAUUACAUAAUGUUCAUUUUCUUUUUGCUUUGAUGGUUUUAUACACUUGACAAUUUUUAAUUGUUACGUAUACAUUGUGUUGCCUAUUAAAUAGGGUAAGUUGGCUGCUCAUAUUUUGUUAUCGUUUAAAGUUGAGAAGAAAAACGUUGUCACCUUAUAUAUUAAGUCCAGUUGUUGUAUUUCUUCUAUAUAUACACAUUUUCUGUCUUUAUGUUUUAUGAAAUAUGCACAUAUAUAUUGCCUUUAUUACAUAAGUCAUUGUACGCCAAAUGCUAUAUAUAUAUAUAUAUAUAUAUAUAUAUAUAUAUAUAUAUAUAUAGUAGCCUCUUUUAUUUUCUGGAGGUUCCAUUCAACCCGGUUCAAAGAAUACACACAUUUCAUAUAUACAUUAAUACCAACAUAAAUAUAAUAGAUAAUUUGUAAAUGUAUAUGAAUGGUUGGUGUUCUUUUAUAAUUUUCCAUAUGCCUUUUUUUCUCGGUUUGAAUAUGUAGUACUAAUGAUUAAACUAUUUUAUACUUGUACCACAAUUCUCUAUAUACAUACACAUUAUCCUGUUUUCUAUGAAUUUUCUGAUUCUAUUAAUGGGGAACAAUUUUAUUCAUGCUCCAUAAUUUGUAACUUAUCCUAUUAUACGUAAAUACAAAUGUAAUGUGCCUUCUAUUUUGCUGCAAAGAAUAUAAUAUUGUUGUAUACGAAUAAUAUCUAUAUAUAUGAUCGGUAUAUUGUGAAAUUUAGGCAACAUAUUAUUUACGUGUAUGGCUAUUGUUAUCAUGCAUUUAUUCUAUCAAAAGGAUAAUUGAACUUCUUAUACAUCUACAGGCAGGUACAUUAUCUUUUUGAAAUUAUUUUUACUGUAAUGCUCAUUCUUUCUACGUAAUUUUCCCCGCCAUUCAUAGCGCCGUUAUAAAUACAUAUAUGUAGUUUUCAUUUAUUCGACCAUUUCACCAUCCCCUUCAUUAUUAACUGGUUCUAAUUGAAUAACGAGUGAUUAUCUGUUAUCUUUUGAAAUAGUCUUUUGUUUUAGGCUGAAGAAGAGGACAAAUUAGGUCCACGGUACAUUUUUUUCAUAAAUAAUUCCUAUUUAUUAUUGUUGUCUGGACCAUGGAAUAUGUAGGCGAAUUUUGCAGCCAUUUUUUAAAGUGUUAUCUGUCUUCGGCAUACUUUCCACAUCACCUCAUGUGUGUUAUUACCAUUGCUUUCUACUCAUAUUGAUGAGGAGGAUGAUGAUAUCUUAUUGGAUACUAGCAAAGAAAAAUGAAUUAGUCAGUUAACUGACAAAAAGACAAACAUAACAUGUAAAUACCAAGUUUUUAAUUCUUCAUUUUAAUAACACUAUUACAAAUAUUAGUGCUACUAUAAUUAUUAUUCCUAACUUUUUUCAUAACACAGUUUUCGUUCAAUAAAUUUUGAUAGUCAAAUCUAAAUAAAAACUAAUUAUAUUC